CUUUAAUGCACCAAAGAAAUCCAUGCCAAAGGGAUGUAUAUAUAGAGUGCCUCAUAGACUACGGGAAGUCAAUAAAAAUGCCUAUGAACCAAGUGUGAUUUCUAUUGGCCCCUAUUACUACAAUUGGGAACACUUGUGGGCGAUGGAAGCUGUGAAGCAGCGAUGUUUUCAGAAGAUUCUCGAGCAAAACAACCUUUCCGUCGACGAUUUCAAAAGAGCCAUCGCACCCUUAGAUGCAAUUGAGCAAUUCUAUGAAGAUUCUCGCUAUGGAUAUCAUAUGUUUGAAGAAAUGGUGAUACGUGAUGGAUGCUUUAUUGUUCAACUGAUCCGGAAAGUUUAUCCAGAAGACGAUAUUUUGAACUUUGGACGUAUUCAAACUGACAUCCGUGUUGAUUUGUUGCUGCUCGAAAAUCAGCUUCCUUUCUUCGUGCUCUUCAAGUUGUACGGCGUGAUUGUGCCGAAUGCCGGAGUAGAUAUUGCUGCGUUCGCCGACAUGGCUUUAAAAUCUUUGUUCGAUAUCUCCUUCGACUGUCCUCUUAAGAACGAUAUCUUCCAUCUUCUGGACUUGGUACAUAGUUGUCAUCUUCCUUCGCCUCAAGGAAUAAAAGUCCACAAGGAUUUCAAAGCAAAAGCAGCAGCAGGGGCAAGAGAAGCAAAACCCAAACGCUUGUGGAAUUUCAUACGCUGCGCAACAGAGCUGGAAGAUGCAGGAAUCAAAUUCGAGAAGACGGAGAAUCAGAGGAAAGGGAUAGACUACUCUUUCGAUAUAAUGUUCCCCAAAGGCACCAAUGUGCUGAGGAUUCCGACCUUAACCGUCAGCGAUUCAACGGAACGUACAUUACGUAACUACAUGGCGUACGAACAGUUCGUAUCAAGUGGGGAACCGACUUAUUUCAGCGAUUACGUGUUGUUCAUGGAUAACCUCAUCGACACAGGCAAGGAUGUGCAGUUACUGUGUAACAGUGGAAUCAUUGAUAAUUGGUUAGGGGAUGACGAAGUCGUUGCCAAGAUGAUUAACCAUCUUGGAGACUCCAUUUAUUAUUCACAAGAAUUCUACUAUGCUGAGAUAUACUGCAGGGUGAAUAAGCACUGCCAGAGAAAACGAAACAAAUGGAUGGCAGCAUUGAGGAGAGAUUAUUUUCACAAUCCUUGGUCCAUCAUAUCGUUUUUUGCUGCGGUUGUCUUGCUCCUGCUCACUUCACUACAAACUAUAUUUUCGGUUCUCUCUUAUUAUAAGCAGUGAGAUUGAAGAAGCCAAAGUCUAUUCAAGUAGACCUCUCGAAACCUGCACUCUUAAGAUGGUAUCACGGUUCCUAUUCCUGUGGAGUGAUGAAAUGGAUUUCUUCAGCUUGGUUUCAUUCCUAUUCUAUGCGUGACUUUAUCUUUAAGUUGUCAUCUUUUUUCCCAGGUAUUAUCAGUUUAUGGUUUUCUAGAUUGAUUGGAAUUCAUAAUGUGUUUCUGCUUAAGACUUUUGCAUGUAUUUUCAAAUUGUUGGUGUUUUAUUGAA
Molecule: messenger RNA, 1507 nt
Organism: Hibiscus syriacus
Lineage: Eukaryota; Viridiplantae; Streptophyta; Magnoliopsida; Malvales; Malvaceae
Product: UPF0481 protein At3g47200-like
Exons: 2
Coding region: 23-1243 (406 amino acids)
Source: RefSeq, a predicted model, not a curated record